Molecule: messenger RNA, 1320 nt
Organism: Cyclospora cayetanensis
Lineage: Eukaryota; Apicomplexa; Conoidasida; Eucoccidiorida; Eimeriidae
Exons: 10
Coding region: 16-1320 (434 amino acids)
Source: RefSeq, a predicted model, not a curated record
ACGGGCUGGAGUCAGAUGCGCGAUGAGCUUUUCGACAAGACAGACGACCUCGUGGUGCUCUUCUUGGGGGGCCCCUCCGACGCGGAGACUCGCAAACUUCUCAUUGCCAAGCUGAGGGCCCACAUUGGGGAUGCCGUCGAGCAGAAGCUUCUACCCAGAACAAUCUCCUUGUUUUACGCCUUCAGAAAUGGCGAAAGUGAAGGGGCCUCUAAAGACUCCAAGGCACCCGCACUGAUGCUUUACAAGGGCCAAAGGAAGAAACGUCUCUCCUUAGACUCGGAAGAGGCGAGGCUGCUGGAAGGCCUUUCGAGCAGCAAAUCCAGCAGCGGCUCUGCCAAUAGCAGCGAAGUCAGCAGCGAAGUCAGCAGCAACCUUCCUGCAAACAAUACCAGCACCGAAUCUGUAGAUGCGUUUCUGGAGGCUUACGUUUUGCCCCAGCUGCAUGCGUUCUUCUCGCCUCAGAGCGAGGCCUCACAAGCCGCAGAGAAUGAGCUGCUCACGCAAAAGGCACUUCCCACUCGUGUGACAUACAACACCUUCCAAACAGAAGUGCUAGAUGCGGCGAAAGGAGGGGAUCGCGUCUUGCUGCAGCUCUAUGAAGAUGGCUGCUUCCUCUGCUUCCUUAUGCGGCCCUUCAUUAACUCGGUGUCUAAACUGCUAAAAGCAUAUGAGGUGCCCUUGGUUCUGAAGCGUCUGAAUCUCAACACGAAUGACUUCCCGCCUCAGUGUCCAGUGACGCGUGCAACUCCUACCUUUGUCUUGUAUGCUCCUGACCAAGAUGGGUUCGAUCGCUGGAAUGAAUUUCGGCCGAAAGACUUCGUGGCAAAGCUGAAGCAAGAUUUCUCCUUGCCCAAAGACCUUCAGCAGAAGCUAGAAGAUCUCUUGGAUUUGGUGCAGGAGAGAUUUCGAUGGUUUGGCCUCUUAUCAGUCUGGCUGUUGGAGCAGCAGAAGAUACAGGAUUUGCUGCUGCAACAGCAGCAGCAGACUCCAGAGGGCAUGGUUGUCGACAAGGCAACUGAGGACCGCCGCUUUGAGGAGCUGGUGACACUUCUCAUGGAGGAGGAUAUGCGCCGCAUCGAUGACCUCGAAGAAAGCCUGCAGCAUCUCAAGCGUGAAGCAGACGGCGCACAAGCAGACUGCAUUGCCUUGGCGCUUAUGAUGGGAGACGAGCUUAUGCGCCGGGAAGUCGUAUUCAUGGGCAAGAGGCUCCUAGCAGCAGAGGUCGGAGGCCCUCUUCCCCAGCCCGCUGCGAUCGAGGGUGCUCAAUCCACGCCGUCAGUUCAAGAGCCACCAGAGGCUUCAGAGACUGUGGCCUCGUAG